GGAGGCGCAGCAGCGGUCAGCUCGUCUGGGUGGAGUGAAGUUUAGACAUGUACUACAGCUAAUUAGCCUAACGGAGGACGUUAUGGCUGAGUGGAAAAAGCUCUAAAAAGGGGGCCAAAGAAUAUCGGCGGGAAAAGCACUAGGAGGCUGUGGAGGGUCCGCGGGAGGAGCUGAGAUGAUGGGCGAUGUGAGCGAGGAGUCGCUGCUGGAUUAUUUCUACUCUGCCGGUGGGAACUCGGGCAGGGUGAGAAACGCAGAGCUGCUGAAGACGUUCAAGCCCUUCAUCGGACACAGCGAGCCGCAGUUACGCGCUAAAUACAGAGAGGAAUUCAAGCUCAUCAUCGACCGAAUCGCUGUGGUGAAGUCAGAGAAUGGAGAGAAAUACCUCGUCUUAAAGAAGAAGUACAGACACCUGCUGCAGGAGCGUGACAACAAACAUCACGGGACGGACGGAGACCCAAAGAGACAUCAGAGCCCGGCCAGAACCACAGGCUCUGCACAGCGGGAGGCAGCGGACAUCCUGACAUCAUCUCCCUGCAAGAAGGAACGGCAGGACGAGCCGAUGCCAUGCGGGGAACCCGAGGAAGAGGAGCAGCAGGCGGGAACAGGCAGCGCUCAGCGCGCUCCACACCCACUUUCUGCCGCCCACACCGGCGACCGCUCGGCUCUGAGCAACGGGGAGGAUGAGCUGGACAGGGAUUCAGCAUCAAAGUCCGAGUCGGAGCAGGACGAGGAGUCCACGGGCAGCAUGGGCUCCGCUGCCGUCGCUCUGGAUCCGACAGAGAAAGAGUGGAUCUACUACGCUGCCAGCGCUCGAGUGCCCGACCUCUCCCAGCUGCUCAGGCAGGAACCCUCGCUUGCAAAUAAAAAGCAGUUUCUCAGCAGCACCGCUCUGCACUGGGCCGCCAAACAUGGCAACGAGGACAUGGCUGUUCUGGUGGCCGACGCCGGAGCCGACGUCAACACUAAAUCACACGAUCGCUGUGAAGAUCCAGCUGUGCAAAUGGAUUACGGCAGCGAGAGAGCGGUACUAAAACCUUCCAUUACUUCAGCAGAAUUACUCUCAUCUCUAAAAAGUGAAGCUUUAACCAACUCUUUCCAUGUAGCUGUUAUAUUUAGAGGUUUUCCACAUCCACACGUUUCAAGCGCCCUUAUGAACGUUUUCGAGUUCUGCUCUCUGCAGGGAUACACGCCUCUGCACAUCGCAGCGUUGCAUGGCCAUCGGCACAUUAUCGAUCUGCUCAUUGGCACUUAUGGGGCAAAGGAAAACGUUCGGGACUACAGCGGCCAUCUUCCCAGCCGUUAUCUGAACGUCAAAGACCCUGAAGGUCCCCACGAGGACUGCGACCUGCAAUUUCAAGUGGCUCAAGCCAGGGAGAGGAACAAGAACAGGAAGCUGGUGUCGUUGUUCCACUCCAAGAAGAAGUGGGGUUCAGCGGAGGAGCUGGCUCCGAUAGAGGAGGAGAGGACGGCGUCGCACCAGCUCGCCCUUCCUCCUUUCAGGCCCAGGAAGUUCUCCCGCUGAGGAAAAACACACGACUAAACGCUCCUUACAUUCAUUCACACACAAGUAGGGACCAGGUAGUACUGCAUAUAUGCUAGGAGCACAUGCACGCACAAAAUCAAACAUCGACAACAAAACGUACCUAGAAACCUAAACCGUUCAACUAGAACGCCAUAAGAAACACAGAUGCAGGUGCUGCUUUAUUCAUGUGUACAUUAUGCUUCUCACUGAAGUGGUUCCAAGUUUGCAAAGUUUUAAUGAACGUUACUUAAUGUUAGCAAUGAUGCAACAUGCGCUGCAGGGUCACAUCUGCUCAGGCCGGAUGAUUCUCAGUUCUUUUCUUUUUCAUUUAGUGUAAUUUGAGUGAAUAUUAGAUGUUGGAGAUGAGUGAAAAACAUUUAUGUCUGGACUGAAGUUUUCUCUGAAGAUACGAAAGAAAAGUGCCCGUGUUUUGGUUUCUUGGCCUUUUCCAAAUGAUUCUGGAAAACUGGUCAGGAAAAUAUUUUUUUACUUUACAGUUUUGUCCUUUUUCAGGGUGAAAGUAGAUGAAAUUUGUUUGAGAUUGUUGAGUGAUGAGGGAAUGAGC
Molecule: messenger RNA, 2090 nt
Organism: Fundulus heteroclitus (mummichog)
Lineage: Eukaryota; Metazoa; Chordata; Actinopteri; Cyprinodontiformes; Fundulidae
Product: ankyrin repeat domain-containing protein SOWAHC
Exons: 13
Coding region: 176-1525 (449 amino acids)
Molecular function (GO): protein binding
Source: RefSeq, a predicted model, not a curated record